CGCAACCGGCCCAGCUUCGACGGCAUCCUCUACUUCUACCAGUCCGGGGGCAAGCUCCGCCGGCCCGUCAACGUCUCCAUCGACGUCUUCGCCGACGAGAUCCGCUUCUACCAGCUGGGCGAGGAGGCCAUGGAGCGCUUUCGGGAGGACGAGGGCUUCAUCAAAGAGGAGGAGAAGCCCCUGCCCCGCAAUGAGUUCCAACGCCAGGUCUGGCUCAUCUUUGAGUAUCCUGAGAGCUCCAGCUCUGCCCGGGCCAUCGCCAUCGUCUCGGUGCUGGUCAUCCUCAUCUCCAUCAUCACCUUCUGCCUGGAAACCCUGCCAGAAUUCAGGGAUGAGCGGGAGAUACCCAUGCCCCUGCCCCCACAAAGUGGAGGUAUGAAUGGUACCACCGGGGACUCGCCACCCAUGCAGCCGCCCAGUAGCCUCUCUGACCCCUUCUUCAUCAUCGAGACCACCUGCGUGAUCUGGUUCACCUUUGAGCUCCUCGUCCGCUUCUUCGCCUGCCCCAGCAAGCCCGAAUUUUCCCGCAACAUCAUGAACAUCAUUGACAUCGUGGCCAUCAUCCCUUACUUCAUCACCCUGGGCACUGAGCUGGCCCAUGAGCAGCAGCAGCCCGGGGCUGGCAGUAGCAAUGGGGGUGGGGGCCAGCAGCAGGCCAUGUCCUUGGCCAGGGUGGGCAGUAGCAUGGGGGGUGGGGGCCAGCAGCAGGCCAUGUCCUUGGCCAUCCUCAGAGUCAUUCGCCUGGUCAGGGUCUUCAGGAUUUUCAAGCUCUCCAGGCACUCCAAGGGCCUGCAGAUCUUGGGACAGACUUUGAAAGCCAGCAUGAGGGAGCUGGGCCUCCUCAUCUUCUUCCUCUUUAUUGGGGUGAUCCUCUUCUCCAGUGCUGUCUACUUUGCUGAGGCUGAUGACCCCGAGUCUCAUUUCUCCAGUAUCCCUGAUGCUUUCUGGUGGGCAGUGGUUACCAUGACCACUGUGGGUUAUGGGGACAUGCGACCUGUCACUGUGGGGGGCAAGAUUGUGGGUUCCUUGUGUGCCAUCGCUGGUGUGCUGACCAUCGCCCUGCCUGUCCCUGUCAUCGUGUCCAACUUCAACUACUUCUACCACCGAGAGACUGAUCACGAGCAAGCCCUCCUCAAAGAUGAACAAAGCAGUGCUCAGGGCAGCACAGCGGGGGGAGAUGCAAAGAGAAGAUCCAGUAGAAACUCUCUGAACAAAUCUGUUGUGCACUUGGAAAACAGUGAGGGGUUCAACAGUGACACCAGCUCCAUAGAGAAAACCAAUAUUAAAGCAAAAAGUAACCUAGAUCUCAGAAAUUCCCUCUACGCAUUCUGUCUGGACACCGACAGGGAAACAGACCUGUAA
This is a messenger RNA of Merops nubicus (carmine bee-eater), 1362 nucleotides long. It is a transcript of the gene KCNA5, whose product is annotated as potassium voltage-gated channel, shaker-related subfamily, member 5. The transcript has a single exon. Gene Ontology annotation, biological process: protein homooligomerization; potassium ion transmembrane transport. The annotation marks the transcript as partial. The record is from RefSeq and is a predicted model, not a curated record. Gene Ontology annotation, molecular function: delayed rectifier potassium channel activity. NCBI's taxonomy places the organism in Eukaryota, Metazoa, Chordata, Aves, Coraciiformes, Meropidae. Gene Ontology annotation, cellular component: membrane; voltage-gated potassium channel complex.